CACUUCAAUCACAAGGUGUUACGAGAUGAAUAGAAAUGCAUCCUCAUUUAGCCAAUGAGAAACAAGUGCAUUGUGGAGAAUUGAUCGAUCAACUUCAACAAUGUCAUCAAGCCGGUUUUAUGCACAAAUAUAUGGGUGGCUGUAAUGGGAUCAAAGAAGAAUUAAACGCAUGCUUGCGUGAAGAGAGAUUGAUUCGAACACAGAAAAAUCGAGAAGCAAGCAAGGCACAGAAUGAGAAGAAGAAGGCCAUGUGGAAGGAUAUCGAUGAGAACAGAUAGCAGCGCCUCUCGUCGAAGUGAUGGCGGUCAUUCUCUUACUCUCGCAUUUCGCUUAAAGGACUAUAAUCUGCUAUCCUACACAGAGUCGUCACGAAAGUCUGGCUGCUGGCCAUGUAUUGACAAGAGGAUGAGGGCACCGCCGUACUCUAUUGUAGAAUCAUACUUAAUCAGCAUGAAUGUAUCACCUGUCACGUGUAUAAGAAUUUUUCAAAAAGAUUAAACAUUUUUGGCGCGAU
Molecule: messenger RNA, 514 nt
Organism: Meira miltonrushii
Lineage: Eukaryota; Fungi; Basidiomycota; Exobasidiomycetes; Exobasidiales; Brachybasidiaceae
Product: UPF0287-domain-containing protein
Exons: 2
Coding region: 36-278 (80 amino acids)
Cellular component (GO): mitochondrion
Source: RefSeq, a predicted model, not a curated record